This is a messenger RNA of Notothenia coriiceps (black rockcod), 542 nucleotides long. Its product is annotated as DNA-directed RNA polymerase I subunit RPA1-like. Gene Ontology annotation, cellular component: RNA polymerase I complex. The record is from RefSeq and is a predicted model, not a curated record. Gene Ontology annotation, biological process: DNA-templated transcription. Lineage: Eukaryota; Metazoa; Chordata; Actinopteri; Perciformes; Nototheniidae. The annotation marks the transcript as partial. Gene Ontology annotation, molecular function: DNA binding. The transcript is spliced from 4 exons.
GAGUGUCGCAUGUGGUUCAACUGUACGCCAUGAAUUUAUAUCAAUAAAACUUUAGCUUAAUUCUCCGAAAAUGUUGUUUAGUAAAGAAGUGCCAUGGCGGCAUCUGAAAGGACUGUCGUUUGGCAUGUACUCAGCUGAAGAGAUAAGGAAGCUGAGUGUGAAGACGAUCACUAACUUCAGGUUCCUGGAUGCUGUUGGGAACGUGGCCCCAAACAGCCUGUACGAUCUGGCCCUGGGACCAGCAGACAACAAAGAGGUGUGUUCAACCUGCUGUCAGGACUUCAACAACUGUCCCGGUCACAUGGGGCAUGUGGAGCUACCUCUACCUGUUUACAACCCGCUGUUCUUUGAUAAACUGUACCUGCUGAUCCGUGGCUCGUGUCUCUCAUGUAACAUGCUGCUGUGCCCCCGCGCCGCCAUGCACCUGCUGCUCAGCCAGCUGCGGCUGCUGGACCACGGGAACAUGCAGGAGGUGUACCAGGCGGAGCAGGUCCUCAGCCAGGUGGGUCUGAAGCACCUAGGGAAUCUAGUGAUGGAGAUUG